This is a messenger RNA of Dunckerocampus dactyliophorus (ringed pipefish), 788 nucleotides long. RefSeq names its product snaclec coagulation factor IX-binding protein subunit A-like. Gene Ontology annotation, molecular function: signaling receptor activity. The transcript has 6 exons. The coding region runs from base 1 to 510 and encodes 169 amino acids. NCBI's taxonomy places the organism in Eukaryota, Metazoa, Chordata, Actinopteri, Syngnathiformes, Syngnathidae. The record is from RefSeq and is a predicted model, not a curated record.
AUGGUCGAUGUGCUCAACAAGAGCAACUUUAAUGUGACUCUCAGGUCUGCGAGAAGGCCGGAUGGUGCAGUGGGCGAUAUGGUGAUAAGGACAUCCACGAAUGUAUGUUUUGUUUUUUUUCUGCCUAAAAUUAACAAUUGUGUUGCAGAUAAUGACUGUCCUAAGGGAUGGACACAGUUGAAUGAUCACUGUUACAUCUUCCACGAGGAGAGAAAGACUUUUGCAGAUGCAGAGCACACGUGCAAAUUUCUUGGUGGGAAUCUGGUCUCCAUCCACAGUGACCUGGAAAAUGAAGUUGUUCUUGAACUGCUGCGGGAGGCGGAUGAGGAACAUGCCUGGAUUGGACUCCAUAAUGCCAUUAAGAAAGAAGAUUAUAUCUGGACUGAUGGCUCAGACGUUGAUUUCCUAAACUUUGGAGUAGGAAUGUCUAACGAUGCUGGUGAUGGCUUGUGGGAUGGUGACAACUUCCUGAAUGAGAACCCGUUUGUUUGUAUCAGAGAGGUGUCCUAGACUCAACUGAUCACCCCUCUCACCAGUGUCUUUCCCAUCGUUACAAAGACAUCUAGUCUUUGUGUUUCUCACAGUCUUUACUUCUUCUUCUACACUUGUAAUGACAGCUAAGAAUGUUCAAAUGUUGCCUGAGACUUUGCCUCGACAGUUAACAAAUAUUUUAUGAUGGCAACAGUUUAACUCUGCAACAAGUUACAGUGGAACCUCGGUUAGCGUUCCCCCCCGGUUAGCAUGUUUUUCGAUUUACAUUGAAAAUGUAGACGAAAAAUUUGCCUCAG